Molecule: messenger RNA, 1398 nt
Organism: Uranotaenia lowii
Lineage: Eukaryota; Metazoa; Arthropoda; Insecta; Diptera; Culicidae
Exons: 2
Coding region: 1-1398 (465 amino acids)
Molecular function (GO): catalytic activity
Source: RefSeq, a predicted model, not a curated record
AUGGAUCCCAUGAAUGAAUUUCUCUCCGACGGCAACGAUUCCCCUGGACUCCCAGAAAGGUCACCCAUGAGUCCGGCAAACACCGUAGAGAUGUCUCUCGUAAAACCAGUCGAUUCCCCUGGUUCUCCAGGUAAAUGCUUUUACAGUAUAUGUCCCGCCGAAGCACUCACCACAGAAGCUACGCGUCAAUUAAAUGAGCCCAUCUUGCAGAAAAUCUCUUGCGCAUCAUCAUACGAUCUCAUCGCUCCGGACAACCAUCCCGCUCUCUCUGUUUACUAUCAGAACGUUCGGGGUCUCCGCACCAAAAUAGAUGAUUUCUAUCUAUCAGCACGCGAGGCCGACUACGACGUCAUCGUUCUCACCGAGACCUGGCUGAACGACGAAAUCUUCUCACAGCAGCUCUUCGGAGAUGUUUAUGACGUAUAUCGUAACGAUCGAGAUGCGCUCACAACAGGAAAACGUCGUGGUGGCGGCGUUCUUAUUGCGGUAGCCAAUAGGUGGAAUUCACUGCAGGUUUCCAUACACACCGAUCUGGAGAUGCUAUGGGCGAAAAUUAUUACGUCAUCAUGCGAUGUUUUCUUCGGCGUCGUCUACAUGAGCCCUGACACUGCUGGCGUUCAAUCAGUAAUGGAAUCGUACAUGGACUUGGCUUCCGAGAUCCGUGACAAAAUCCGUUACCGCGACUAUUGCUUGCUAUUCGGAGAUUUUAAUCAACCGAAUUUAAAUUGGGUGCCGCAUUCAAACGGUGAUUCUUAUCCUGAUCUUGGAACAUCUUCGCUAUCUGCUUCUAGCUCGUUAAUGAUAGAUCGAAUGGCAAUGAUGAACUUGAAGCAAAUUAAUUCGGCCAAAAAUUCAAACAAUCGAACAUUGGACCUCCUUUUUGUGAACGAUGCGGCUUCUCACCAUUGCGUGGUUGGAUCGGCGCCUGAGGCACUGACCCCUAUUGACGCCCACCAUCCUGUCAUAACAGUUGACUUAACGUUCGAUUUAGCGAUUGAAUUUUGCGAUCCUACUCUCGAACAAUCUUUGAAUCUGAAGAAAAUCGAUUUUGCAGCUCUUAAUGCUGCUUUGCGUGAUAUCAACUGGCAAUGCAUUGACCAAACUGAAUCUCUUGACGAGGCAGUAUCUAUUUUUACGACAAAAAUUAACCAGCUACUUGCGUUAACCACCCCACCUCAGCAUGCAAAACGUAAACCCCCCUGGUCUAACCGAACUUUAGCAACACUGAAGCGUACAAGAGCUGCUGCUCUCAGAUAUUAUAGCCUUCAUAAGAAUGCCUAUUCGAAAUCGGCAUUUAUAAAAGCAAGCAAAUUUGAAGCGAAACCCGAAACAAUUCUGGUCGUUUGUGAACGAGAAAAGAAAGGAAACCGGUUUGCCCACAAGAAUGCACUUGAAUGA